AUGAAGGCCACACUCUCUUCCGUUCUCCUCGCCGCUCUGGCGGGGUCUGUUGUGGCUGAGAAGAUCAACACGUCUCAGUUCAACGCGCAGUUCCUCCAGGCGUACACGGCCCCCAACGCCGUCGAAAUGUCGGCCAUGGGAGCCACCCCCUGCGUCGACGGCAAGGCGGGUGAAUAUCAGUGCAACGGCUUGGACCUGAUGGGCUUCCUCCGCCACCAGGACAUGGGCAGCCGUACCCGUGUUGGCAACGACGUCUGGGGCUGGACUCACUCCUCGAGCGGUCGCGAGUUUGCUCUUUUCGGCCAGAGUGACGGUACCGCCUUUGCCGAGGUGCACAAGGACGGCAGCCUGACGUAUGUCGGCCGCCUGCCCACCCAGACUGUCGCCUCGUCGUGGCGUGACAUCAAAGUUAUCAAGAACUAUGCCUACAUUGGCUCCGAGGCACCAGAACACGGCCUGCAAAUCUUUGACCUCACCAAGCUGCUCACGGCCGACCCCAACAACCCGCCCUCGUACAGCGUGAGCCGGGACCUUGCCGCACACUUUGCCGGCUUCGGUAGCAGCCACAACCUUGUGGCCAACGAGGCCACCGACCUCAUCGCCGCCGUGGGUACCGAAUACCGCCUCAAAUGCCGCGCCGGCUUGUGGAUGGUUGACGUGUCCAACCCCCUCCGGCCUCAGGACGCCGGCUGCGUGUCGUCGGACGGCUACGUCCACGAUGCUCAGUGCGUCAUCUACCGCGGUCCUCAGACUGCCUACCAGGGCCGCGAGAUCUGCUUCAACUUCAACGAGGACGCCCUCACCAUCGUCGACAUCUCGCGUCGCACCAUACCGCGCCAACUGUCGCGUACUACUUACAACGGUGCCACCUACACCCACCAAGGCUGGGUCACCGAGGAUCAUCGGUACCUGCUGCUCGACGACGAGCUCGACGAGCAGUAUCAGACGGGCCCGGCUGCGGACCAGCACACGACCACGUACAUCGUCGACAUCCAGGAUCUGGCCUACCCCGUCUUCCGCGGAGUUUACAAGAGCCCACAGCGCUCCAUCGACCACAACCAGUACAUCAUCGACGGGCUUUCCUGGCAGGCAAACUAUGGUUCAGGUCUGCGAGUCGUCAACGUCACCUCCAUCAACCAGGACGACACGGGCGCCGGCUUUGAGGAGGUGGCCUACUUUGACAUUCACCCCGAGGACGACGAGGUGGGCGGCGAGGCAACCUUCAACGGUGCCUGGUCCGUCUACCCCUACUUUCAAAGCGGUAACGUCCUCAUCAGCUCCAUCGAGCGCGGUCUCUAUUCGGUCCGCCGUUCGACUUGA
Pyricularia grisea is the source of this 1320-nucleotide messenger RNA. RefSeq lists its product as uncharacterized. The record is from RefSeq and is a predicted model, not a curated record. Gene Ontology annotation, cellular component: extracellular region. Bases 1 to 1320 code for a protein of 439 amino acids. NCBI's taxonomy places the organism in Eukaryota, Fungi, Ascomycota, Sordariomycetes, Magnaporthales, Pyriculariaceae. The transcript has 3 exons.